GAAACUACUUUGCAAGUCACUUCUUUAUGGGAGGUGAGAAGUUUGACACCCCUCACCCUGAGGGCUACCUUUUUGGCGAGAACAUGGAUCUGAACUUCCUCGGGAAUAGACCUGUUCAGUUUCCCUAUGUAACUCCAGCUCCACAUGAGCCUGUGAAGACACUGAGAAGUUUGGUGAAUAUCCGCAAAGACUCUCUCCGUCUUGUGAGGUAUAAAGAUGAUGUUGACAGUCCUACGGAGGAGACCGGAAAGCAGAAGGUCCUUUACAGCCUGGAGUUCACAUUUGAUGCGGAUGCUCGCGUUGCCAUCACCAUCUACUGCCAGGCUACAGAAGAGUUUGUUGGUGGCAUGGCAGUAUACAGCACAAAGAAUCCCUCUCUGCAGUCGGAGACGGUUCAUUACAAGAGAGGGGUAAGCCAGCAAUUCUCCCUCCCAUCCUUCAAGAUUGAUUUCUCAGACUGGAAGGAUGAUGAGCUGAACUUUGACUUGGACCGUGGCGUUUUCCCGGUGGUGAUCCGAGCGGUGGUGGAUGAAGGCGAUGUGGUGGUUGAGGUGACGGGUCAUGCCCAUGUUCUACUGGCUGCAUUUGAAAAGCACGUUGAUGGCAGUUUUUCCGUGAAGCCGUUAAAACAGAAGCAGAUCGUUGACCGGGUGAGCUAUCUGCUUCAGGAGAUCUACGGCAUCGAGAACAAAAACAACCAAGAGACUAAGCCCUCAGAUGACGAGAACAGCGACAACAGCAACGAGUGUGUGGUUUGCCUGUCAGACCUCCGCGACACCCUCAUUCUGCCCUGCAGACACCUCUGCCUGUGCAAUUCCUGCGCUGACACCCUGCGCUACCAGGCCAACAACUGCCCCAUCUGCAGGCUGCCCUUCCGUGCCCUGCUGCAGAUCCGGGCUGUGAGGAAGAAGCCAGGAGCUCUGUCACCAGUGUCGUUCAGCCCUGUCUUGGCACAGAGUGUUGACCAUGACGAGCAUUCUAGCUCUGACAACAUCCCUCCAGGCUACGAGCCCAUUUCCUUGCUGGAAGCGUUGAAUGGCCUUCGUUCAGUUUCCCCCACCAUCCCAUCAGCUCCUCUGUAUGAAGAAAUCAGCUACUCCGCCGUGGUGGAUGGGAUGCCGCCUCCCAGCCGACCGCUCGUGGGGAUGGACAGAGCUGUGGAGAGCAGCCACCAAAAGGGCAAGCGCAGCAAGUCUCCAGAUAGCACACUACGGUCUCCCUCGUCCCCCAUCCACGAGGAGGAUGAAGAGAAGCUCUCCGAGGACUCCGACUUGCAGCCGGCCCUGGGCAGGGGUGAGCUGGUCCUGGGAGAGACCAGCUCUCCAGAGAGCGUGGCAGGAGAAGAGAUGGAGGAGGCCUCGUCCCUGCAGCAGGGUAGGCAUGCGCUCGGCCAUGGGGGUGGCCGGACCUCGUCUUGGUGUCCCCAGCUCUGCUGUG
This is a messenger RNA of Pterocles gutturalis (yellow-throated sandgrouse), 1437 nucleotides long. RefSeq names its product mahogunin ring finger 1, E3 ubiquitin protein ligase (gene MGRN1). The record is from RefSeq and is a predicted model, not a curated record. NCBI's taxonomy places the organism in Eukaryota, Metazoa, Chordata, Aves, Pterocliformes, Pteroclidae. Gene Ontology annotation, biological process: endosome to lysosome transport; negative regulation of G protein-coupled receptor signaling pathway; protein ubiquitination. The annotation marks the transcript as partial. Gene Ontology annotation, molecular function: ubiquitin protein ligase activity. The transcript has 13 exons. Gene Ontology annotation, cellular component: plasma membrane; nucleus; cytoplasm.